AUGACUGAACAAAACCAUAAUAUUGAAAUAAAUUCUUCCUCUGCUCCAACUGAAGGGAUUUCGUCUGAACUUCUCAUAAAUGUUAUUAGAACAUUAACAUCAACUUCAUCAGAUGAUCAGCGUCAAUUGGAGAGAGAACGUAUUGAACAAGGAUAUCAACAAUCUGAGAAGCAUCGUGCUGAUGUAAUGCAAUGUUUAAAUACUUUUCAAUCAGUUUCUCGUUCACUUACAAAUAGUCGAGAACAAAUUCUGAAUGUUAAAAAUUCCCUUUCUCUUUGUAAAUCAUUUCUGCAAUGUCGACGGGAUGAUUUAAAUAAAUUUUGGCUUGAAAAUGCUCAUCAAAAGUCCGUUUGUGGGAUUUUACGCCAAAUGAAACAAAUAAGAGAUAUUGACAAAACAAACGAAACUUUACUGGCAAAUAGACAAUAUGGAGAAUUGGCUAAAGUUUUGAAGGAUGCUGAUAUUCUUCUAAAAGGACCUUUGUCUAAUCUUGAAGGAAUUAGUCAAUUAAAAUUUAUUGUUUCGGACAAUUUACAGAAAUUAUUUGAACAUGUUGUAAAAGAACUUGUACAAGGAAGUUUUGUUGAACCUUUUGAAAUUCAGAUGCUUUCGUUGGCUAAAGAUGACAAAUUAAAAGAAUCUAAAAUUGGUUUAUCUUUGAGUGAACGUUAUACAAAAAAGAAAAUUUCUCAAUUAGAAGAUGAAGAAUUUUUGAAAAAACGUUAUUUUGAACUUUUUGAAGUACUUUCUGUUUUUGGUCAAAUAGAUUCUGCUUUAAAUUCUUUAUUUACUCAAAUUCCUAAUUUAUUACUUCGAUUGGCUAAUGAAACAGCGAAAAUGAUAAUUCAAUCAAAUAAUGAGGGAAAUAUUGGAUGUCCAAAAGAUUGUGAAAAUUUAGUUCAAUUUGUUAGAAUUUUAAUUGCCCAAUUGAGUGGGUGUUCCCGACAAUUUGCUAUUCUUUCUGGAGAACUUCAACAAGUUGAUUAUACUCCAAAAAUACCAAUUUUACGACGUUUUUGGGCAAUUUCAUUGGAAGGAAUGGAGGAAAUUUUGAGUGAACAUUUAAAUGUUUGGCGUAAUAAAAAACGCUCAGAUGGUGAACAAGAAAGUGGUGGACAAAAAAAGUUAUUUAGUUUUGAGAAUGCUUCUUUUGUUUCUUAUGUUAGUGCUUCUUCUAGAAAAAAGCAAAUCCAACUUGUUUGUUCUCCAGAUGUUUACAAUAUUGUUCCAAUUUUUCACAAAAUUGCAAUUUUUAGCCGGGAAAUUGAAAAUCAAUUGGGGGAUGAUUGCUGUCAAAUUGGUACUUAUAUGCAAACUUUUGUUGCUGAAGCUUUCUUUGAGCAAAUUCGGGUCGAUUUAGAAAAUCAAACAGAAAGGGCGUUAAGUGGUACUGAAUUAUGGGCAACAGUUUGUGAAGUACCUGGUUGUCCUGUGAAAGUACUAAAUAGUUGUGUUCGAAUAGCGGAAUUAUGUGAACAAAUUAAUGAUUAUAUUACAAAUAUGGAACUUUAUGCUCUCAGAUUUGCUUCUUUUUGGAUAUUAAUUCUUGAACAUUUUAUCAAAGCGGUGUCUGAAAAAUAUUCUCAAAUAACAAUGCUUCGACAACCUCAAGGAGAUGUUUUAGUUGAAUAUCCCAAAUUAAGUGCUGCUUGGGUUGUUGAUGAGGAUAUUGCCCGUUUAUUAAAAAGUUUGCCAAGUUGGACUGCUGUUCAAAAUUCUUUAUUUUCUUCUUCAUCUGAACAAAUUUCAACACCUUUUGGCACUUCUUCAAGUCUUUUUGGAUUAAUUGAAAGUGAGCAAGAAAUUAGAGAAAGAACACAACGCGAAUCUGAAAUUUUAAUUGGAAAUUUGGGAACCCAAAAACAAUUAAAACAAAAUGAAUUAAUUACUUCUCUGGACAAUAUUAAAAUUUUAGCUUAUUUACAUGAAUCACUUCAAUGGUUUAUUGGAAGAAUUAAAGAGCUUCUCUCUGGAUUAUCUCCAAAAGCCAAAGAAUUAACAAAAACUCGAAUACAAAUAAGUACAGCUGAUGGAGUUCUGUUGGAGCAGAUGCUUUGUGAUGCAAUAAAUGAUCGAAUAGGGACUUUAGAGAAAUUAUCUGAUAGUAUUUUAUUAGUACUUCAUUUGGAAUUACGUUUUCAUUGUUUUUUCCAUUUAUUACCAAUCACUAUAAAUCAAAAUUCUUCAACAAUAUUUACUCAACAAGAAGAAAUGGACAAAGACGUUAUGGAAUUUGGACGUGAUUUAACACAAUUACAUUCAAUUUUACAAUCAAAUCUUAGUGGAUGGAAAUUAAAAUAUAUGUUUGAUGGUUUAGGUUAUUUGUGUUCUUCUAUUUUUAUUCAUUCUUGUCAUUCAGUCAAUAAACUUUCUGAAAUUGAACAUAAAAGAAUUUGUAGAGCUAUAUUUACUGUUCAAAAAUAUUUAAGUCAAUUAUCGGGAAGGCCAGAAACAGAUAUGCAAAGGGCACAAAUGUUUUUUGAAUUUUUGAAUCGAGAUCUUGAUCAACUUUUCUCUACAAUAAUUGAACGUGGUGCUACAUUUUCUUUUGUUGAAUAUUCAAUUCUUUUGGCUUUAAUGAUUCGUUCACACCCGCAAUUACAUUCACAGCCUGGUGCAUUGGAAACUGCAACAAAACAAUUAAGAGAAAUUCUUACUCAAAGAUCUAAUCAACAGGAAAAAUAA
Meloidogyne enterolobii is the source of this 2685-nucleotide messenger RNA. Lineage: Eukaryota; Metazoa; Nematoda; Chromadorea; Rhabditida; Meloidogynidae. The record is from the annotation of a GenBank genome assembly.